GAAAGGAACUGGGUCUGGGCUAUUUUCGGGUCUUGGUGUCAUGGGAAAUUGCUUGUGUAGAUGGGAGCCUUCGAUUUACAGAGUCUCCUCCAAUGCUAAGUCAGAAUCCCCUAAGUACGGGAGCCCAUCCGUGAAACAUAAAAGGGAUGAAAGUAAAUUACCGUCAAAUCCUGCGGAAGUAGAAGAUCUGCGCCGUGACACAGCUGCCAAUCCGCUGAUUGCAUUCACCUAUAGCGAGCUGAGGAUCAUCACUGCAAAUUUCAGGCAAGAUCAGGUGUUGGGUGGCGGUGGAUUUGGAAGCGUGUACAAAGGGUUUAUCUCAGAGGUUGCGGAGGGGCUGGAGCCUCUCCAAGUUGCUGUAAAGGUUCAUGACGGCGAUAACAGUUAUCAAGGCCACCGUGAGUGGCUGGCAGAAGUCAUAUUCCUGGGGCAGCUUUCUCAUCCGAAUUUGGUGAUGAUCGGGUACUGCUGCGAAGAUGAACAUCGAGUGUUGAUAUACGAGUACAUGGCUCGGGGUAGUGUGGAACAUAACUUAUUUUCGAGAGUAUUGCUUCCUCUUCCAUGGUCUAUCAGAAUGAAAAUUGCAUUCGGUGCUGCCAAAGGUCUUGCUUUCCUCCAUGAAGCUGAGAAGCCGGUCAUCUACCGUGAUUUCAAGACGUCUAAUAUUCUCUUAGAUGAGGAGUAUAAUGCCAAGCUCUCUGACUUUGGUCUUGCGAAAGAUGGACCUGAAGGAGACAAAUCACAUGUUUCCACUCGCAUAAUGGGAACAUAUGGAUAUGCUGCGCCAGAAUAUAUAAUGACAGGGCAUUUGACUCCACGGAGUGAUGUAUACAACUAUGGCGUAGUCCUUCUAGAACUUCUUACGGGGAGAAAAUCCUUGGAUAAGUCUAGGCCUGCACAGGAGCAAAACCUCACAGAUUGGGCCCUUCCUUUGCUUAAAGAGAAGAAGAAGAUACUCAACCUUGUGGAUCCGAGGCUGGAUGGCGAUUAUCCCAUCAAAGGUGCAAAAGCGGCGAUGCUCGCCUACCAUUGCUUGAACCGGAACCCCAAAGCUAGGCCUCUCAUGAGAGACAUAGUAGAUUCCUUUGGAGCCUCUUCUGGUAAAUGA
Molecule: messenger RNA, 1108 nt
Organism: Eucalyptus grandis
Lineage: Eukaryota; Viridiplantae; Streptophyta; Magnoliopsida; Myrtales; Myrtaceae
Product: probable serine/threonine-protein kinase PBL16
Biological process (GO): protein phosphorylation
Molecular function (GO): ATP binding; protein kinase activity
Source: RefSeq, a predicted model, not a curated record